Drosophila rhopaloa is the source of this 2743-nucleotide messenger RNA. It is a transcript of the gene Cep97, whose product is annotated as centrosomal protein of 97 kDa. Gene Ontology annotation, molecular function: protein binding. The transcript is spliced from 8 exons. Lineage: Eukaryota; Metazoa; Arthropoda; Insecta; Diptera; Drosophilidae. Bases 276 to 2705 code for a protein of 809 amino acids. The record is from RefSeq and is a predicted model, not a curated record.
AACCUUUCUUACAUUCUGUUUUAAACUUAACAAAACAAAACAAAAUAAUUUAAAUUGCAUUGUAAGAGAUAUAACAAUAUAAAUAAUAGUAUAAUGUACAUCUUCACCGCGCUAACUAUUAUUAUGAAGUAUGAUCGGAAUAAUUUGGCUGGAUAAUACACAAAUUGGAUCUGAAAGAAUUGGACGCAUGAGAAAAAAGAAGUGUCCCAUUGAUUUUUCGCUGUAAUACUAAUUUACUAUAAGAAUAACUGGAGUUUUACCCGCAAACCAGAAAAAUGAGUGGAGACGAAAGUGGCGAGGAGAAGCAGAUCCUGAAUUUAUCCAAGAAGAAGCUGAAGAAGGUGCCCAAACAGGAUGAUGCACACAGCAUCCGGCAGCUCAUUCUGGAUGAGAACGAACUCCAGAAGAUCGACAACAUAGACUCGUACCUAAAGAUAGAAACGCUUUCCUUGGCCAAAAAUCAAUUGCUGCGGAUGUAUGGCGUCUGCCGGCUGCACUGCCUCCGCGAACUGAACCUCUCCUUCAAUGGCAUACUCUCCAUCGAAGGACUAAAAGAGUGCAACCACCUACGUGUAUUGAAUCUGGAGGGGAACAACAUCAAGACCAUCGAGCACCUAAACACGAAUGUCAAUCUGGAAUCCCUGAAUCUGGCAGACAAUAGCAUCUGCAGCAUUUCGGAUAUGUCCUUCUUGCGCAACCUCAAGGAGCUCUAUUUGCAUGGAAAUCGGUUGACGCAUCUAAGACUGUGCGAUAAGUACUUGCCCACCUCUCUGGAAACCCUAACGCUGGCGAAAAAUGGCAUUAACGACCUUAACGAGAUCUGCACGCUGUCCCAUCUGAGCAAUCUGCUGAGCAUUUCCAUUUCGGAUAACCCCUGUGUGAACAUGACCAACAGCUUGGAUGGCUUUGACUACCGACCUUUUGUAUUAAACUGGUGCAUGAGUCUGAAGUACAUUGAUGGCUAUGUGGUGGAUCCUAUCGAGAGUCUCAAGGCGGAGUGGCUCUACAGCCAGGGACGUGGUCGCCAGUUUCGAGUGGGCGAACAGACGGCCUUGGCCAAAUACCUGAGCUCCAUGUGCCCGCUGGUGGGAAAAGCACUGGAAAAUGAGAACGACAGGAAACUGCGAUUGAUCCUCAGCAAGGCGCAACACCAUCAGCGGCAGUUGCAGGAGGAGAUCUUGGACAAUGCCAAUAGCUCCGCCAGCACAUCGCCCUCAUCCCAUCGUAGGAAGCCCACGAGUCGCAUUCAGUCGCCCCGAUUCUCUCGUUUGAGUGGACGCCAGGGAUCGCCGGAAUCCAUGGCGAAUAGCUAUCAUGGCAACAGCAGCAACAACAGCAUCGUCAGCGACAAUGGGUCUGCAAAUCAUUCGCUGCAGAUGAGCAUUUCGCUGAUCGAGAACAUCAAGAACGAUGGCGAGGGCUUCUCGCUGGCUGGCAGUGGAAUGUCCAGCAGUGUGACCACCAAGACCUACAACUCCACGGAGUCCACUCCAAGAAAUAUAACACCAAAUCCCUACAAUGAUCAAACGUUCAUCAGUCAAACUCCAUCUGGAGGCCCAUUGGCGGCUGCCUCGAAAAUGGUCCCAGUUCCGGAGACCCUGAUGAGUCCGGAUGUCUGUCCCGCCGCCGUCGCCCAAAGAGUUACGGUUACCGCCCUCAACUCGCAGCUGCACAAGACCAAGGUCAACAAGAACAAAGACAACAAACUGAACUUGCCAAGGGUACGAAGUCCGCAGCUGAAGAGGAACCAGAGUCCCACGAGCAGUCCAAGGAGGAUGGUCACCAAAGCGGGCGGCGAUAAAAUCCAUCCGCAACAGCAGGAGAAGCUACAGACAUCGGUAGUCAUGGUAGAUGCCGGUGGUUUUAGUACAUGCUCCGAUGACGAUGGCGAUCAGAUCAACAUCGAGAAACUGAAGGCCAUCAGAAAGAUGGCUGCCCAAAAACAGCAGCAGAUGCACCAGGAGCAAUUGAAGCAGCAGAUGGACAACAGCCUUAACUGCGAGGAUCGGUUGAUCGAGCACGUAACGGAGUCAUCGGCCGUUACCAUCCAGAAAAUGUGGAGAGGCUACCACACGCGCAAGAAGACCAACAAGGACAUAGCCGAGCGACUGCAGCGAAGACGCACGCAGGAAUAUAUCGAGCAACUCGGCAAGGACAUGCUUUUAACCAAGGCCCAGCUUGAGAACGAGCGCAAAAUUCAGCAGCUGCAGAUGCAGGCCAUCAAUGCGCUGUGGAAGAAGGUGUCCACGAUGGAAGUGGACCCCAAGGGCGUUGCCCCAUCAAUGGAGCAAAGCGAGGACUCCAUCGGAGGAGGAAGUUCUGGCCACCUAAGCCUCGAUCAGAAUUCAGCCGCCGUCGUCAACGAUCUGGCCAAAAGAUGCACCAUGCUCACCGACCAGGUUCAAAUGCUGCAGAGCUCGAUUGGCACCAUCGUCAAUUGCCUGACCAUGGUGUGCAACCUGCCACAGGACGCUAUUAAGAAACAGGCAGAGAUCAUCGACUGCAGCUCCACUCAGACGGACUUAAUUGCCGUGCACACACCACAGAUCGAGGAUCUCACCAAUUUUCCUUUCACCAAGACCAGACCCUCCACUUUGGCCCUGGAAUCCAAGCACGAAUCGCUGGCAUGCCCCAAAAUCGAUGAACUCAACGAUGUUGAUCUCAAGGAGACCGACGACCCGACUCAUCUCGAAAAAGAAGCAUGAAAAAUCCCAGUUAAUAAAUAGGAGUGUAAACGCUUUAA